Molecule: messenger RNA, 2103 nt
Organism: Aedes aegypti (yellow fever mosquito)
Lineage: Eukaryota; Metazoa; Arthropoda; Insecta; Diptera; Culicidae
Exons: 5
Coding region: 87-1994 (635 amino acids)
Biological process (GO): negative regulation of DNA-templated transcription
Molecular function (GO): DNA binding
Source: RefSeq, a predicted model, not a curated record
UCCUGCUUACUCGCCGAAGGCAAACCAUUCUCAGCCAUUUUUGUAUCGCAGUUUGGACAGCAACGCGUUUUCCAGAUUUCUACAACAUGCCACCGAAAAGAAAAAGCUUUUCUACGAAAAAACUAAAAAACGCUGCACCAGAACACCCAUUAACGAAGAGAGUAAAAAAUUCAGCCAGCCGUGAAAAAGAUGGCGCUCGCGCACGAGCUAAAAUUUGCAAUCAACAUUUUUUGAAAGACGCUCUGAAUGUAGCUAUGACGCAAGUUCACGGUGAUAGUUUUACGAGUGCGGGUCUCAAUUUCGUGGCAGCGAAUACCUCACGGUGUUCGGAAGGACUUGAUCGUACACUUGAUGAUCCUCUAAAGCUAAGCUACGAGGAAAGUCCGGCCAAGCAGCAAACCGGUUCAUGCAAACGAGCAAAAGGCACACAUUCCAACAUAGUGCUCUAUGACCACAAGGGUAAUCCUAUUGCACAACCUCAAGAGCUAGACGACCACGAUGUUAUUGAGAGUAGUCAGCCUCAAUCAACAUUUCGUGCCACUAAGGUCGCAGCAAAAAAAGCUUCGUUUCGUCGCGAAAAUCAUGGCAUAGAGUUGACAACCGCUGACAUCUAUGACGAAUUGCAAGAAUUAUCGCAAAAACGAGCCUUUCUCGAAUUCGAUAAUAUUUCAUACGAUUCAGAGAACGGAAGCUUGGAGGAGUGGGAGCCAUCAGGGCGAGGAAUCGCUAUCAAGUGCGCUAUCGAUGCUGAUCUCAAUUCAUCCGCUGAAAACUGUGCAUCCAUCUGGAAAGCUCCUGCAGCAAGAUCAGCAGUAAGUCAUAUUGUUACAAAUUCGAUCUUAUCGCCCCGAAAGCUGGUAGAGACAGCAGGAAAGGGAAAAACAACUUUGCUUCCUCGCCAAGGCAACGUCGAUAAGCUGCCGGAAGUAUUUCCAAAGGAACGAACUGUUUCAGCAAUUGCAGCUACUUCACCAGAUAUUUCCGAGGAAGAAAGCCUUGAGGAAUGGGGUCCGCGACGCACAGCUCUUCGUGUCCACGUCGAUUCACUCGCCAAAAAUGCAGCUCAUCCAUCAUACCGAAACGCUGCUGCAUCCGGAACAAUCACUGAAAGUGGUCCAUCCACCCGGAAGGCUCCUCUCCGAAAGUUGGUAGAUACAAGAAGCUCGGGGAAUAUUACCACAGGAGUAAACUCGGGGAUAUUACCACCAACUCCACCGGAUCCUUCCAAGGACGGAAGCUUGGAAGAGUGGGGUCCACAACGAGCAACUCUACGCGUCAACAUCGACUCAGUCGCCAGAAAUGCUGCUUAUCCAUCCAUCGCUCCUGCAUCCGGAAUAACGGCCGAAAAUGUUCAACACGCCGUUGAAAUCUUCCGGAAAAAUGACACAGUGGCUCCGGAAGAUGACACAACAGAUGACGGAUAUCGCAGUAAAUAUUAUCAGCUGUUGCACAAAUUUAAUGCGAAAUGUAAAGCUAUGAAGCAGCUGAAAGAGAAAUAUGAGAAGAAUAUCCAAAAACUUGCCGAAAUGAAGGAUUUGGUAGUUUAUGCUAACGUGGAAGCCAAAAAGGCAAAAAUGGAUCCCAACGCACAAUUGACCUUCACAACAGACCCAGAAAUCGAUAUGACCAUCAGUCAAAUCGAUCAAGUCAACAAAGCGUCCAAAUCAGAUAUGAACUUCGGACAAAAUUUGGCGUUAUUUUUCUACGGCGCUCAAACAUUGAAAGAAAUGUCUGUUACAGGAACAGCGACUCAUCGUUUCAAAAACGCACAACCAAAAACCGGAAUAUCUCCAAAAAAAUUGUCAUUUAUUCACGAAAAGGUUCAACAGCGCGUGGCUGCUCGAGUUGGUGUGAGUAACUUGUCACUUAUCAAUGCUGUGGCUCAUCCAACAAUAGUCAAUAAAGCUAUUGGAGAGAAGAUCGCGAAUCUGAACAAGGCAACCAAGUAUGCGGAUGCACGCAGACUCAAUCGCGAUAUGAAUCAGGAUGCCUAACGCAAUUGAAGAACGCUUCCAACCCAUGGUGCGAUUGCGCGAGUGGUUCCUUGACACAACGAAUUUUAAACUGUUUCUGACAUAUCAGACAAAAUAAAAGUAAUGAAUC